Molecule: messenger RNA, 726 nt
Organism: Triticum turgidum subsp. durum (durum wheat)
Lineage: Eukaryota; Viridiplantae; Streptophyta; Magnoliopsida; Poales; Poaceae
Source: the annotation of a GenBank genome assembly
AUGCAUGCAGAGUGGACGCUCUACGAGCAGGUGGCUGUGGCCGCCAUGGACUGCCAGCGUCUUGAUGUCGCAAAGGAUUGUAUUGGAGUCCUCUCCAAGCAGUUUCCUGGCAGCGCUCGUGUUGGCCGGCUAGAAGCCCUGCUGUUUGAGGCAAAGGGUGAUUGGGCUGAAGCUGAAAGAGCUUAUGCACUUAUCCUGGAAAACAACCCAUUUGAUCAGAUUGUCCAUAAGAGAAAAAUUGCUAUUGCAAAAGCACAAGGUGACAUGUCUUUAGCAGUUGAUUAUCUGAACAAGUAUUUGGAAUUAUUCAUGGCGGAUCAUGAUGCAUGGAGAGAGCUUGCUGAAAUUUAUGUUUCCUUACAGAUGUACAAACAAGCCGCCUUUUGUUACGAGGAACUAAUAUUGGCCCAACCAACCAUUCCACUUUAUCAUCUAGCUUAUGCUGAGGUUUUGUACACACUGGGUGGUUUGGAAAACCUUCAAACCGCUAAAAAGUACUACGCGUCGACGGUCCAGUUGACUGGGGGCAAGAACACGAGAGCUCUCUUUGGCGUGUGCCUGUGCAGCGCAGCGAUCAGCCAGCUGACCAAAGGACGGAACAAGGAGGAGGAGAGCUCGGAGCUGCAGAGCCUGGCCGCAGAGGCACUGAUGAAGGAUUACAAGCAGCGCGCGCCGUCCAUGGAGGCGCUCGUCGCGGGCAUGCUGAAGAACAUGAAGCUCUCCUGA